AACUCGCCUUUUUCCGGUUUGCCCGCCCGGGUCUGUCCCACUGGAAGUGUUACACUGUUAGCAACUAGCAGCUAAUAUGUGACGCCGGAGAAGCAGCCCGACAGCGAGGAGUUUUAGCUGAAAGUGGCCUCUGGCAGCAUGAGGUAACAUGGACGGUGAAAGCACGGACCCGUGUGCGGCUGAGGAGGAUGGAUGUUCCGACGCGGAGGUUCUGUGUCUGAUGAGAGUCGGAGGAAAUUCUGGAUGGCUCCGUUUGUUCGAGAACACAGAGAUCACCGUUGGACGUGGUUUGGACGUGAMCUACCAGCUGCUGUCUUCAAGCUGUCCUCUCAUGAUAUCCAGAUUACACUGUGCCUUCAAACAAAAGGAGGACGGCCAGUGGACAGUGACGGACAAGAAGAGUCUCAAUGGUGUGUGGGUGAAUGGAAAUCGAUUACCUGCUGAUGAACCCCAUCUGCUCCRGCUUGGAGAUUCUGUACAACUUGGAGUUCCUUUAUCAGGAACCAACGUGGAGUUUGACUACAUCCUCAUCCAGCGGCCGCUCCAUGUCAUUAAACCCUACCUGGCCAAAGGACACAGAGUUAAGGCGCCCCAGAUUCCCAAAAAGCUCAAGAGGAAGUUGAUGGCGGAGGACGUCGAGCCGUCUACCUCAAAGCCCAAACUGUACCGCUGCUCUUCGGUGGAGGAAUCCUUCGCGAAGCCCUGCCCUCUGUCUCCGGCCAAACCCCCGCAGAGGCUUGGUAACUCUCAGCUGGAGGAGGCCCCGCCCAGCGGACGGGUCCAAAAAGAAGAUGGUCCCAGCUCUCCGUGUGACCUGGACCACCUGCAGACGUACAGCCAGAAUAUCCUGCUGUUAAGGGAGCAGGUGGACGACACCCAGAGGCAGGUAGCGUCUCUUGAAGGAGAACCCAGACAGGCGGACCCUCUGCGGGGGGAGCAGGUCCGAGAGCUGCGGGGUCAGCUGGAGACGCUCCGAGCCAAAAUGCACCAGAUGGAGACGUUGGAGAGAUCCUUCAGUGAAACUAAGAGGCAGCUGGAGGAGCAAAAAACGCAACAAGAAGAAGAGCUUAUGAAAAGGCAGCUCAAAGAAGCCUUACAAGAGCAGAAGAAAGUGAUUGACGAGCUUGCGGUCUCUCGACAAGGCUUUGAAGAAAUUCUCUCGGCCAAAAACAAAGAACUGGAAGUAACAAAGGAGGAGAAAGAAAAGGCAAAGGCCCAAAAAGACGAGGUUGUUACACAAGUCACAGAAGUCCUGGAGAACGAGCUUCAGUGCAUCAUCUGCUCAGAGCUCUUCAUCGAGGCAGUCAACCUGAACUGCUCCCACAGCUUCUGCUGCUACUGCAUCAACCAGUGGCGCAAGAAGAAAGACGAGUGUCCCAUCUGCCGGCAGGCCAUCCAGUCCCAGACCCGGUGUCUYGCUCUGGACAACUGCAUCGACCGCAUGGUGGAGAACCUGAGCCUGGACAUGAAGACCAGGCGGCAGGAACUCAUCACUGAGAGGAAAGAUGAGAGACACGUCCUCCUAUCAGCAGCUGAAGCUGCAGAUGUGAUGGUGAUCCACGAUGACGACAGCGGGAGCAGCAGUGACAGUCACAGCAGCAGCAGCAGCAGCAGCUGGGGCAACAUGGUGUCCAUAGACAGCAGCCUCAGCUCCGUGGUCUCUGUGGACACAGACAGCAGCAUCUUUUUGGACUCUGAUGAAUUUUCGUGGGAUUGAAGACUAAGCCCUUCGUUUUGACUUUGUCCAGUUUUGACAGUUCCUGAAAUUUUUCCUGGGAAUAUUGAGGAURAAGUCACUUACAAGUUUUCCCAGAUGUUUUAUUUUUUUUCUGCAAUAAAUAGUUGUGUUCUUGUCUUUAUUUUCAGCAAAAUGUAUUAAAGUUUCUGUGUGUUUUCACAAUCGUUCUUCCUGGAUGUUCUAUUCUGCAAUAGAUUUCUUUGAAAACUUA
Molecule: messenger RNA, 1949 nt
Organism: Austrofundulus limnaeus
Lineage: Eukaryota; Metazoa; Chordata; Actinopteri; Cyprinodontiformes; Rivulidae
Gene: rnf8
Product: ring finger protein 8, E3 ubiquitin protein ligase
Exons: 10
Coding region: 149-1717 (522 amino acids)
Biological process (GO): protein K48-linked ubiquitination; ubiquitin-dependent protein catabolic process; double-strand break repair
Cellular component (GO): nucleus; cytosol; ubiquitin ligase complex
Molecular function (GO): ubiquitin protein ligase activity; histone binding
Source: RefSeq, a predicted model, not a curated record